AUGGUGAGAAAGUUUGGGGGAUUAGUGCGACGAGAGCUAUGGACCAAAGAGGACCCCGACCGUCAGGUCGACUGGAAUGAUGCCCGAGUCUGGGAGAAGAUCAAUAGCGAGGGAUUCUACCAUCGGGCCGACGAGAUGCUCGUCAGUUGUGGAACCGUCACAGUCGAUCAGGCAGACUCGCUACGCCCAAAGGUGUUGAUUGUCUUCAACAAGAAUAUUGGCAUAUACCAAUUACCUAAAGGACGUAAAAACAUUGACGAGGGAUACCUGGCCGCGGCGCUGCGCGAGACAGCGGAAGAGGCCGGAGUUGCCGUCCAACCCCUGAAGCUCAGAUUCGGGUCCAGAUCCACGCCACCAAAACCUGUCCAGGUCCAGAAUCAGGCUAGAGAAACCAGGUACGGCAUCGAGGAUAAACUCACAGGUAUCACAGAGGGGUACAGUAACGAGAGUAUUGGUUUUGGCUUAGCUGACAAUGCUUCUGACAAUCCGGAUCCUGCUACUGGUGCCUGGAGACACAUCUACUGGUUUGCAGCCCAGCCCCUGGGAGAUAUCAGACGCGACGAAACUCGAAUGACGGAAGAAGAAGAUCGGAAGAAAUUCUCAACUUUCUGGUUCUCUGAAAAGGAAGCGCUGACUCGACUCAAGCUCGAAGAUGAAAAAUUUAGUAAGUGA
Annulohypoxylon truncatum is the source of this 672-nucleotide messenger RNA. RefSeq lists its product as uncharacterized. Gene Ontology annotation, molecular function: hydrolase activity. The transcript has 3 exons. NCBI's taxonomy places the organism in Eukaryota, Fungi, Ascomycota, Sordariomycetes, Xylariales, Hypoxylaceae. Bases 1 to 672 code for a protein of 223 amino acids. The record is from RefSeq and is a predicted model, not a curated record.